AUGGCUAUGGCCAUGGCUAUCAUACUGCUCUCCUACAAGGCAGAUGCUCAAACCUUCACCUCGUGCAACCCUCUCAAGGAAAGCUGCCCCGCAGACCCGGCUUUUGGAACUUCGGCUUUGUUUGACCUGACCAAGUCUGUCCCUAAGGGAUGGAAGCCUGUAGGAGCUGUCACCCAAAACAACGACGGGGUGGCCUUGGCCGUUGCAAAGAAGCUCGAUGGCCCCCUGCUCCAGUCAGACUUUUACAUCAUGUUUGGCCGAGUCGAAUUCACCAUCAAAGCUGCACCCGGUACGGGCAUUGUCAGCAGCGCAGUUCUUCAGUCAGAUUGUCUGGAUGAGAUCGACUGGGAAUGGCUUGGGGGUGACAACGCUCAGGUUCAAACGAACUACUUUGGCAAAGGAGAUACCACUACGUACGACCGUGGUGCCUUCCAUGCAGACCCUGAUAACCACGAUACCUUCAAGACAUACACUAUUGAUUGGGACAGCAAUCGUAUUAUCUGGCAAAUCGAUGGUGGCAUAGUUCGCACCUUGGAAGAGAAGAACGCCAAGGGACAAUAUCCGCAGACACCUUGCUACAUAAAGGUUGGCUCUUGGGCUGCUGGUGAUCCUUCCAAUGCCGCGGGAACAAUCCAAUGGGCGGGUGGUCAAGUCGACUAUUCUAAGGGGCCCUUCACGAUGUACGUGAAGUCGAUUAGGGUUACAGACUACUCGACUGGGACUGCAUACGAGUACACAGAUAAGUCUGGCUCGUGGAAAUCUAUCAAGGCAGUUGAUGGAACGGUCAAGGGCGACAGCUCAGGAGUCGUCACUACCUCGUCUAAGGGCCCUACCGGUUAG
Messenger RNA from Aspergillus alliaceus, 840 nucleotides. RefSeq names its product glycoside hydrolase family 16 protein. NCBI's taxonomy places the organism in Eukaryota, Fungi, Ascomycota, Eurotiomycetes, Eurotiales, Aspergillaceae. Bases 1 to 840 code for a protein of 279 amino acids. Gene Ontology annotation, biological process: carbohydrate metabolic process; fungal-type cell wall organization. Gene Ontology annotation, cellular component: fungal-type cell wall. The transcript is spliced from 3 exons. The record is from RefSeq and is a predicted model, not a curated record. Gene Ontology annotation, molecular function: hydrolase activity, hydrolyzing O-glycosyl compounds; glycosyltransferase activity.